AUGGCCGUCUUCGCGUCGCUCGAUGAGCGCUCGAAGAAUUCCUCGUCAGAGUACGAGGACGACGAACGGGCCGGCUUCCUGAACGAAAAGACCAUCAAGCUUCAGAUCCGGAGACCACGGCGGCUCUCCCUCUUCGUCACGAUGGCCAACCUGCUCCUCUUCGUCGUGACCAUCGCGCUAUGGGCCAGCUGGUACUACAAGACAUACCUCGUCCUGAACCCGGAGCUGCGCAGGACAUCAACGUAUAGUAAGGACAUUUUUUCCCCAGAACCCCCUUCUCUCCACUCUCUCUUUACUCACGCAGAAGGAACAACAGGCCCCAUCCACGACCUCUUCGACCUAAAGAUGCACAAGGAGCUCGUCAACGGCACCCUCUUCCCAGACCGCGAGCACCCCUCCAUCGCGCGCCUGCCCCCGCGCACCCCGGAGGCCGACGCCCUCUGGGACGAGUGGGAGCUCACGCGGCCCUUCCCCGUGACGGCGGCCCAGAUCCGCGCCAUGGGCAAGGACCCCUCCACGGCGGCCAAGCUCGAGGACGCGGACUGGGGGCUCGGCGACGACGCCUACGCGGCGGUGCUCGACGUCUACCACCAGCUGCACUGCCUCAACAGCCUGCGCAAGGCCGUCUACCGCGCCGAGUACGGCGCGCCCGAGCUGGCCGAGGUCUCGGAGGCCAUGAUGCGCGUGCACGUCGACCACUGCGUCGACAUCCUGAUGCAGGCGCUGCAGUGCUCCGGCAACGUCAACCUCGUCACCAUGCACUGGCUCGACACGCAGGACUAUCCCUUCCCGGACAUGAGCAUCGAGCGGCAGUGCGUCGACUUCGAGGGCCUCACGGCCUGGCGCCGGCGCAGCACGCUCGACAUGGACAAGUGGGCGCGCGUCAUGGCCCGGAAGCCGCCCGGCGUCAAGGAGGAGAAGGCGCCCGAGGAGUUCCACACGUACUUUGGCGGCGGCGGCGGCGGGCCGGGAGGGGACGGAGCGGCGGCGCACGGGGGCCACGUUCAUGGGCCGUAG
Messenger RNA from Thyridium curvatum, 1017 nucleotides. RefSeq lists its product as uncharacterized. NCBI's taxonomy places the organism in Eukaryota, Fungi, Ascomycota, Sordariomycetes, Thyridiales, Thyridiaceae. The record is from RefSeq and is a predicted model, not a curated record. The transcript has a single exon. The coding region runs from base 1 to 1017 and encodes 338 amino acids. Gene Ontology annotation, biological process: mycotoxin biosynthetic process.